Enterobius vermicularis (human pinworm) is the source of this 1509-nucleotide messenger RNA. The record is from the annotation of a GenBank genome assembly. Lineage: Eukaryota; Metazoa; Nematoda; Chromadorea; Rhabditida; Oxyuridae.
AUGGUACGUAACGUCACUGAUGAAAUUAACAGACGCCUGAAUCGCAUACAUAAAGAAGAGCUAUAUCAGAAAAUAAUGGAACGUUUAAAAAACGCUCGAUUUGAUACGAGUACCAAACGCCAGUUGGUGCAUGAUGGAGAAGCAUGGAAAGUUAAUGGCAGUAAGAGGAAAAAGAAAUAUCUUAUUCUGUUCUCCGACUGUCUGUUGAUAACGAAAAGUGAUGCUGACUCCGAAGAGCCUAUAAGCCAAUUUUUAGUAUGGAAUCUGUCAGAUAUUGAUGUCUUCGAAGAUGACCAUUUGGAAAGAGAAGAUCAGUUCAAAAUACAAAAUAAUGAUUCUUCUCAAGUCCUAACUUUUGCAGUCAGCUCAAAGACGGAAAGGGAUAAAUGGGUUGAAAAAAUAAACGACGCAGUUAGCGGGGCAUGUCGCAAUCCUCAAUUUGAUAUGGAUAGAGAACCCAGCUCUGAUUAUGAGAGCGGCAGCAUGGCAACCACAUCUUCCGACUUACACUCACCAGAUAAACCACAACUGUUGCUAGUACCAGAGAAAACUACAAUGUGCAUGAUGGAAGGGUGCGGUACAAAGUUUGGUAUAAGACACAAAAAACUCCAAUGCAAAAAAUGCAAUUGGAUAAUGUGUGAAAACUGUGCUGGAAGAGCUCCAUACAAGUGCAAAAAAAGUGGAGAAUAUAAAAUCGGCAAAGUGUGCGCGGAGUGCUACGAAACUAUAUGUGAUCUCUUUAAUCGUGGACAGCUUCUUUCACAAUCAAGGGUAGUUCAGUAUGAGGACAAAGACAAAAGCACACGCGUUAAAACGAUGGUAAAUAUUGAAGGAAAGGAUUAUGAGCUGAGAGACAUAUUCGAAGAUCCACCAAACGGCAUCCGUCCAAAAAAGGUCAUCCAUCAGAAUGUCCAUCAGAUUGUUUCAGGAACUGUCGUAAUCAGUCUAGUUAAUGCUGAAACCUUAGUAUUUGUUGGCUGGAAAGGACCAUAUGCACCUGUCGUCGUCAACCCAACCAACCUUUUUCUUUUCAAUCUGCUACGGACACUGCUGUACGCAGCACCAGAGGAACGAUGCAUCAAAAACUUACAAGUUUCUGAACGUGUAUCGCUGAAUGCCGAGAAAAAAGAAGAAAAGCCAAUUCUUGGAAACGCAAAAGCGAACAAAAUUAAGCCUGAAAUUUUAAAAGCGAGCAGAUUAGGGAUUGAAAAGACUAAGUGGGGCUGUUUGAAGAAAGAUUUCAUGACGGAUCCGUGGGUACUGUCACUGUACAACUCUGAAAUGGCAAGUUUUAAACACUGUUCAUAUGGUCAAGACAACAAAUCUUAUAACGACUACACACUUGAAGGAUUCCGAUUCUCAUCCACUCCAGCUAAAGACGACGGCAUCGUGUUCAAAUUGACAAAAGAAGAUGAAGUUUUUUCUUUCCAAGUUAUUCAUCCAAAGACAGCGGAAAGAUUCCAAGAAAUCUUCGAGGAGUGCAUGGAAGAGGAACCUGACUCGAAAUAA